Amblyraja radiata (thorny skate) is the source of this 3138-nucleotide messenger RNA. Its product is annotated as cGMP-dependent protein kinase 1-like. NCBI's taxonomy places the organism in Eukaryota, Metazoa, Chordata, Chondrichthyes, Rajiformes, Rajidae. Gene Ontology annotation, molecular function: ATP binding; cGMP-dependent protein kinase activity. The coding region runs from base 1 to 2052 and encodes 683 amino acids. The transcript is spliced from 18 exons. Gene Ontology annotation, biological process: protein phosphorylation. The record is from RefSeq and is a predicted model, not a curated record.
AUGGGGACUCUGAGGGACUUACAGUACGCGCUGCAAGAGAAGAUCGAGGAGUUGAGGCAGAGGGACGCGCUGAUCGACGAACUUGAAUUGGAACUUGAUCAGAAGGAUGAGCUGAUCCAGACGCUGCAGACGGAGCUGGACAAAUACCGGUCGGUGCUGCGGCCGGCGCCGGGCAGCGAGUCUAGCGGGCGGCAACAGGAGCAGCAGCGGACCAAGAGGCAGGCGAUCUCGGCCGAGCCCACCGCGAUCGACAUCCGUGACAUCAGCCACGUCUCGCUGUCCUGCUACUCUAAGAGUUCGCAGUCGAAGGAUCUGAUCAAGGAUGCCUUUCUGGACAACGACUUCAUGAAGAACUUGGAGAUGUCGCAGAUCAUGGAGAUAGUGGACUGCAUGCACCCGGUGGAAUACAGUAAGGACAGCUGCGUCAUCAAGGAGGGAGACGUGGGCUCCAUGGUGUAUGUGAUGGAAGAGGGGAAGGUGGAUGUGACCAAAGAUGAGGUGAAACUCUGCACCAUCGCCCCGGGGAAGGUGUUCGGAGAGUUGGCCAUCCUCUACAACUGCACCAGAACUGCCACGGUGAAAGCGCUCACCAACAUCAAGCUGUGGGCCAUCGACCGACCCUGCUUCCAGACCAUCAUGAUGCGGACAGGAGUGAUCAAACACAUCGAACACAUGGAGCUACUCAGGAGUGUCCCAUCGUUCCAGGAACUCCAGGAAGAAGUACUCAGCAAGCUGGCCGAUGUGCUGGAGGAGACUCAUUAUAAAGAAGGUGACUACAUUGUGAGGCAGGGAGCCAGUGGAGAUACGUUCUUCAUCGUCAGCAAGGGGAAGGUGCGGGUAACACGAGAGCAAACAGCGCUAGGUGAGGCACCAGCUGCCAGUACCUUGUCGAGGGGUGACUGGUUUGGCGAGAAGGCUCUCCUUGGAGAAGAUGUGAGGUCAGACAACAUGAUAGCAGCGGAGGAGGUGACCUGCCUAGUGAUUGACAGAGAUUCCUUCCGCCAGUCAAUCGGAGGUUUGCAGGAUGCGAUCUGUGAGGAGUACGAGACUGCGGAGAUGCGGGCAAGCUUUGAGGUUGAAGCAGCUUACUUUGCGGACUUGGAUCGAACAGACAUCAUCAUCUGCGGGACCCUUGGCGUUGGAGGGUUUGGCCGUGUCGAGUUGGUGCAGUUGAAGAGCGAGGAGUCACGAAGCUUUGCCAUGAAGGUCCUGAAGAAGCAACACAUCGUGGACACGAGACAACAGGAGCACAUCCGCUCGGAGAGGCAGAUCAUGCACGAAGCGCACUGCAACUUCAUCGUCAGGUUGUACAGGACCUUCCGUGACACCAAGUACCUCUACAUGCUGAUGGAGGCCUGCCUCGGAGGGGAGCUCUGGACCAUCCUCAGGGACAGGGAGUCAUUCGAUGAUGCUGCCACUCGGUUCUACACGGCCUGCGUGCUGGAGGCUCUAGCAUACCUGCACUGGAAGGGGGUCAUCUACAGGGACCUCAAGCCCGAGAACAUCAUCCUCAACCAUCGGGGCUACGCCAAGCUGGUGGAUUUUGGUUUCGCUAAAAAGAUUGGUUUUGGGAAGAAGACGUGGACGUUCUGUGGGACCCCCGAAUACGUGGCCCCAGAGAUCAUCCUGAACAAGGGCCACGACAGCUCGGCUGACUACUGGUCGCUGGGCAUCCUGGUGUACGAGCUGCUGACUGGCAGCCCCCCAUUCUCAGGGUCUGACCCAAUGCAGACCUACAAUAUCAUCCUCAGGGGGAUCGACAUGAUCGAGUUCCCAAAGAAAAUCACCAAGAACGCAGGCACCCUGAUCAAGAAACUGUGCAGGGACAAUCCUUCCGAGAGGCUCGGCAACCAAAAGAACGGAGUUAAAGACAUCCAGAAGCACAAGUGGUUUGAAGGCUUCAACUUUGACGGUCUCAGGAAAGGAACACUCACUCCACCUAUUCUUCAAAGUGUGAACGGGCCCCUGGACUCCAGCAACUUCGAUACCUUCCCCCAGGACACAGAGGAGGAACCUCCGGACGAGAACUCGGGCUGGGAUGUCGACUUUUAAUUCCGUCCCCUGCUCUCUGAACCCGGUGUACCGUGGAUACAGGGAGCGAAAGAUGGGAACAAUUCAGAGGAGCAGACACAAGACUCAAAGUCUGUAAUGCAGAGUCAACUUGGACAACACGAUGUCUGUAAAGAGAAAGAAUAUAAUCUGCAGCUAGGAUAGGUGCAAGUUAAAACUGUAUGGCUGCAUGUAAAUAAAGGGAAAGACCACAGGUAGGCCGAGUGCUAGAUAUUUAAAGGUGCUCCUAUUUAUUUCAUUGGGAAAACUCUCUUAUUAGCAUUGAAUCUGAAUCAGUAAGGCCUGUUUUGGGGUGUUAUUAGUGUUCUUGAGACUUCAACAAGGCAGAUACGAAUUACAGAAACGUAGAACUGUACAGUACAAGAACAGGCCCUACAGCAGGCAAUGUCUGGGAUGAACAUGAUGCCAAGUUACACUAGUCUCCCCUGCCUGAACAUGGCCCCUAUCCCUCCUUUCUUGGCAAUCCACCUACCUGUCUAAAAGUCUCUUAAAUCUAAAGGGCCUGUCCCACUUGCCGAUUUUUUAGGCGACUGUCGGCAUCAUUGACUGACGCAUCAGGUCACCGAAAAAGUCGCGGCGUGAUGCACUGUGACAACGUAUUGACGAGCGGCCUCUCCUCAAGUGUCGCAACUGUUUUUUUUGUCGCUGCUGGAUUUUGAAAUGUUCAAAAUCUUUUGGCAACCCAGAUCCGGCAGUUGCCGAAAAAAGAUCGGCAAGUGGGACAGGCCCUUGAGUGACCUCAGUGAGGGCAACUGCAGACUCGGUGAACCUGCAAAUCGGGAUGUUCAUAAGUCAUAGGAGCAAAAUUAGGCCAUUUGGCCCAUCGAGUCUACUCCAACAUUUAAUCAUGGCUGAUCUACCUUUCCCUCUCAACAUUCUCCUGCCUUCUCCCCCGUAACCUUUGCAUUUUGUUAUUUUAUUGCAGAUUUCGGACCUCUGCAGUUUUUUGGCUUUUAAAAUCAAAACCAAGCUGGAGUGUGUUGGGUGCAAGGUCACAAGUCAGCAGGGUGUAGCCAGUGGGGGUAGGGUUGCUGCCUCACAGCGCCCGGGACCCUGGUUCAAUCCUCA